This is a messenger RNA of Symphalangus syndactylus (siamang), 945 nucleotides long. RefSeq names its product cilia- and flagella-associated protein 251-like. The record is from RefSeq and is a predicted model, not a curated record. NCBI's taxonomy places the organism in Eukaryota, Metazoa, Chordata, Mammalia, Primates, Hylobatidae.
CUGACUGGUGAGUCCCUCCUGCCAUGUCUACCUCUGAGAAGCGAGACCUGGCCCAACAUAGCCAGAGUGGAGGUUGUGAAAGGGCAGCCCUGGACCCUGGAUUCAUUAGGAGUGCCUUGGUGCCUCAAGAAUGGGUGGCGGAAGCCGAGGCAGAGGUGGCCCCUGAGGAUUUCCAGGAGGCAAUAGAAGCUGUUUUGGAGGAGGAGGAAGAUGAGGCCUGGGUCCCCAUCGAUAACUGGUUUUUUCAGCUAGUAGAAGAGGAGGAAGAGCUAGGAGAGGAGGAGGAGCUGGGAGAGGAGGAGGAGCUGGGAAAGGAGGAGGAGGAAGAAGAACUUGAGGGGGAAAAGGAGGAGGAGGAAUUUGAGGAGGAGGAGGAGGGUGAAGAGGAGGAGGAAGAAGAAGAAGGAGAGGAGGAGGAUUAUGAAGGAGAGGAUGAGGUUUAUGAAAGAGAGGAGGAUUAUGAAAGAGAGGAGGAGGGCUAUGAAGGAGAGGAGGAGGACUGUGAAGAAGAGGAAGAGGAUGAAGACAAAGAAGAGGACGAGGAGGAGGCUGAGGAUGAGGACAAGGAGGAGAAGGAAAAGGACAGCAAAGAGGAUGCAGAAAUUGCUUGUGGCGCCUGUUCUGCUGAGCAUAGAGUAUGGGAUACGGCUACUGAGGAUAAACUGGAAUACCUUUUCCAAGAAAGUCUCCCAAUGUCUGUAUUAUUCUUCUCUAAAGAAGCGGCUGAAUAUAAGUAUGAAAAUUCUGAUGAGGAGGCUCAAGAAGCUGGAGGCAAGAAGGAGAGAGAAGAGGAUGAAAAUGAAGAACUGGAAGGAGGACUUGAAAAGGAUCUGGACUCAGCAGAGGACAGCCCCUUCAAAAAAUCCAGCUUGGAGGCAGAGAAAUAAAUAGGUAGAGAAAGAAGAAAUUAAUUUCCUCUUCAUGGAUGUUCUAGUUUUCAGUAGC